CCUGUACUGUGUCCGCAGUUUCUGGUCAUCUCCUGUACUGUGCCCGCAGUUUCUGGUCAUCUCCUGUACUAUGUCCGCAGUCUCUGGUCAUCUCCUGUACUGUGCCCGCAGUCUUUGGUCAUCUCUGUACUGUGUCCGCAGUCUCUGGUCAUCUCCUGUACUGUCCGCAGUCUCUGGCCAUCUCCUGUAGUAUGUCCGCAGUCUCUGGUCAUCUCCUGUAGUAUGUCCGCAGUCUCUGGUCAUCUCCUGUAGUAUGUCCGCAGUCUCUGGUCAUCUCCUGUAGUAUGUCCGCAGUCUCUGGUCAUCUCCUGUAGUAUGUCCGCAGUCUCUGAUCAUCUCCUGUACUAUGUCUGCAGUCUCUGGUCAUCUCCUGUACUAUGUCUGCAGUCUCUGGUCAUCUCCUGUACUAUGUCUGCAGUCUCUGGUCAUCUCCUGUACUAUGUCUGCAGUCUCUGGUCAUCUACU
Molecule: messenger RNA, 465 nt
Organism: Staurois parvus
Lineage: Eukaryota; Metazoa; Chordata; Amphibia; Anura; Ranidae
Source: the annotation of a GenBank genome assembly